CCGGGCGAAUGGCAAACUGUUAGGUGACGUGUUUGGCCGUGCAAACUGCUGAGCUAUAGGACAAAUAUUUAUAAAACACGAUGCAAACACGUCUUGUUUUGCUGCUGCUAGCUCUGGCCCCGGUCGUCCUGGCCAAGAAGUUCAAGGAGGAGGAGAAACCGGCGUGGGCAAAGAAAGAUAUACGCGACUACAGCGAGGCGGACCUCGAGCGUCUGCUAGACCAAUGGGAGGAAGAUGAAGAGCCCCUCGAGGAUGAUGAGCUGCCCGAGCACCUGCGCCCCCAGCCCAAACUGGACCUGAGCAAUCUGGACAGCAAGAGCCCCGAGGAUCUGCUCAAGGUAUCCAAAAAAGGGCGCACGCUGAUGACCUUCGUUUCGGUGACCGGCAAUCCAACCCGUGAGGAGAGCGACACCAUCACCAAGCUGUGGCAGACCAGUCUCUGGAACAACCACAUUCAGGCGGAGCGCUACAUGGUCGACGAUAACCGCGCCAUAUUCCUCUUCAAGGAUGGCACACAAGCCUGGGACGCCAAGGACUUCCUCAUCGAACAGGAACGCUGCAAGGGCGUAACCAUCGAGAACAAGGAGUACCCGGGGGUGAAUGCCAAGAAGGACGAACUGUAGGCCAGUUCCACGGCACACCAGCACAUCAAAACAUUCUCACUAUUUAAGCUCAAAGUUGAACAAAUUAAAAUAAAACAAAUUCAUCAAAGAA
This is a messenger RNA of Drosophila mauritiana, 714 nucleotides long. It is a transcript of the gene boca, whose product is annotated as LDLR chaperone boca. The record is from RefSeq and is a predicted model, not a curated record. Lineage: Eukaryota; Metazoa; Arthropoda; Insecta; Diptera; Drosophilidae. The transcript has 2 exons. Gene Ontology annotation, biological process: protein folding. The coding region runs from base 81 to 623 and encodes 180 amino acids.